AUGAUUUAAGCUGAUUCGGAUUCAAGUAGAAGAGUGGCAUACUUUUAUAAUAGAUUGAUAGGAAAAUUUCAUUAUGGUAAGGAACAUCCUAUGAAACCUAAACGUAUCGCAAUGGCUCAUAGCUUAAUAGUAAAUUUUGGGUAACUAUAUAGAUCAUUGGAUGUAUAUCUGAUUAGAGAAGCAUAAUUAGAAGAAUUGAAAAAGUUUCAUGAUCCUGAAUACGUUACUUAUUUAAGUUAGUAUAUGAGUGACAAUAAGGUAAACUUUGUAAAAGAGUACUGUUCAACAAAUAAUGAUGGUGUAAUACCUGAGAACCUACUUGAAGAAUAUCGAUUAAUAACUAAAUGGAGUCAAAAUAAGAAUACUAAGAAUCUGAAUGCAGAAUACAAAGUAGGAGACUCAGCAGAUAAUCCUACAUUUUCAGGCCUUUUCUCAUAUUGUUAAUUCAGUGCAGGUGCUAGUAUAGAUUGCGCACAUACAAUUUUAACUGGAUAAGCAGAUAUAGCAAUCAAUUGGUCUGGAGGAUUGCAUCAUGCUAAGAAAAAAGAGGCUGCUGGAUUUUGUUAUAUAAACGAUAUAGUCUUGUGUAUUUUAGAGUUAUUGAGAAUUUAUGUUCGAGUCUUGUAUGUGGAUAUAGAUUGUCAUCAUGGAGAUGGAGUUGAAGAAGCAUUCUAUUUAACCAAUAGAGUCAUGACUUUAUCAUUUCAUUAAUAUGGAGAUGACUUCUUUCCAGGAACUGGAUAAUUGAAUUCAGUAGGGUUAGGAGUAGGCAGAUAUUACGCAGUUAAUGUGCCGUUAAAACCAGGGAUUUCAGAUGGACCUUACUUAGAUUUGUUUAAGAAAGUUACAAGCAGAGUCAUGGAGACUUUUCGUCCUGAUUGCGUUGUUGUGUAAUGUGGUGCAGAUUCAUUAUCACUGGAUCGAUUAGGAGCACUAAAUUUAUCCAUAAAAGGACAUGGAUAGUGUAUUACCUAUAUGAAAUAAUUUGGAGUUCCAUUGAUUCUUUUAGGAGGAGGAGGCUAUACCAUUUAGAAUGUGUCUAGAUGUUGGGCUUACGAGACAGGGUUAUGCUUAGGAUAGAAUAUUGACGAGCCUAUUCCAACUAAUGAUGUUUACUAUAAAAAUUAUAGCGGGGAUUAUCAUUUACACUUUCCAAUCCAAGAACAUGUUGAAAACAAAAAUAAAGCUGAAGAUUUAAACAAAAUUGUAUCUCAAGUGUAUGAUCAUCUGAAAAACUUAGAAAAUGCACCAGGAAUUCAUUUUCAUGAUGUUCCUUAUUCAUUCUAUCCAAAUAUGGAUCUGGAGAAUGAAGAUGACAAUAAAAUAAACAUGGACAUGAAACAAGAGAUAUCUUUAAGCGAAUUGGAAUAAGAAAUAGGAGUAUCUGAUGAAGCUAAUGCUAUCUCAGUUAAUUCUGGUUCUAGAAAAAUACAUUCAAAAGAAGUUUGA
Paramecium tetraurelia is the source of this 1449-nucleotide messenger RNA. RefSeq lists its product as uncharacterized. NCBI's taxonomy places the organism in Eukaryota, Ciliophora, Oligohymenophorea, Peniculida, Parameciidae. The transcript has 5 exons. Gene Ontology annotation, molecular function: histone deacetylase activity. The record is from RefSeq and is a predicted model, not a curated record.